Molecule: messenger RNA, 2141 nt
Organism: Erigeron canadensis
Lineage: Eukaryota; Viridiplantae; Streptophyta; Magnoliopsida; Asterales; Asteraceae
Exons: 3
Coding region: 357-1649 (430 amino acids)
Biological process (GO): regulation of gene expression
Cellular component (GO): peroxisome
Molecular function (GO): RNA nuclease activity
Source: RefSeq, a predicted model, not a curated record
UAGAAUACACGUUAUUAUCCCCUGGAUGCAGUCUCGGUGCAAAUAUAGCCAAUUCUUGUGUUCAUCAUCAUUCAUUCUGAGGGAGCAGCACCUAUCACAUAUAUUAUAUAAUAAAAUAAUAAAAUAUAUAAUAUACUAGUAUAUAUAUUUACUAGUAAUUGAAACACACCGAUCAUUGUAUCUCUUAUCGUUCAUUCCCCAAAUAUCUCACCGCCAACAACCUUUCCACUUUCCACAGGUGCAUCUUGAUGUCCUCACAAGAGGUUUGAGGUUUGAACUUCAGUAGGAAAACAUCUUAGGGGCGGCCAGGCAAUAGGUUCCAGAAGGUGCAUCUUUAAACCUUUUCCGAUCUACUUAUGGCUAAUGGAAUGAAUUCGGCUUUAAUAUCAUCUGCCAGAUCCAUGGAACAACAAUAUAUGUUAAUGAAAAACACAAACUCAGCUCAACAAAGUCGUAACUCAUCAGGUGGUCAAAUUGCUAUACUUUGGGACAUGGAAAACUGUCCUGUUCCCAGUGACGUACGCCCGGAUGACGUUGCAGGUAAUAUCAGAAUGGCCUUGCGGGUCCACCCUGUUAUCAAUGGAGCAGUUAACAUGUUCUCUGCAUAUGGAGAUUUUAACGCUUUCCCUCGAAGAUUAAGAGAAGGCUGCCAAAGAACUGGUGUGAAGCUUAUAGAUGUCCCGAAUGGCAGAAAAGAUGCCGCUGAUAAAGCAAUAUUAGUUGAUAUGUUUCUCUUUGCUCUCGAUAAUCCUCCACCGUCUUCAAUUAUGUUGGUUUCCGGUGAUGUUGACUUCUCUCCAGCACUUCAUGUACUUGGUCAACGGGGUUACACUGUAAUUCUUGUGAUUCCGUCUGGAAAUUAUGUUUCAUCUGCUUUAAGUAACGCUGGUAGUUACGUUUGGGACUGGUCUAGUGUGGUCCGUGGACAAGGGUUUGUUCCACCUUCAAGAUCCCAAGUCACUGAAAAUUCAGAGGCUAAAAAUGAAGAAGAAGCUAUCGUAUAUCGAGGGAUUUCAGUAGUAUCUCAAUCAUCAUCUGGUGAAAAUUCGAGUGAUUUGACGUGGGUACAGCCUGGAGACUUAAAUGGUGUAAAGAGUCAAUUAAUGAAGUUGUUGGAAACUUCUGGUGGACGUUUACUUCUUGGGCGUCUUCCUUCUGAGUACCAAAAAGCUUUCGGGAGACCCCUUUAUGUUUCAGAAUAUGGCAGUUCGAAACUAGUCAAUUUUUUGAAAAAGAUGAGUGAUGAGAUUUGUGUUGAAGGUCAGGGCCAUAAUAAAGUUGUGUUGCUGAAGAGAUUUUCAACGAAUGCUAUCGUGAAGCAUGAUAGGAAGGGAAAGGUUAUCCGAGAAGUAUCUUCAGAUGAGUUCUCUGAAGAUGAAAGAGUAGUUGUUGAAGAGCUGAAUGAGAAGAACAAUGAAGUUCUCAACCAGUUUAAAUAUGAACUGCAGGAUAUUCUUGUUAGUUAUUCUUGUAGGAUCUUCCUUGGUUGCUUUGAGUCGAUUUAUCAGCAACGCUACAAAAGACCACUUGACUGUAAAAAAUUUGGUGUCAGGAAGGUUGAAGAACUGUUAGAAAAGGUGAAUGAGGUUGUGUCAGUUUACGAAGAACCACUAAGUAAGAAAAAGUUCUUGAUGGCUGCUGGUCUAUAGUAUUGUAUGUGGUUUAUCGUGUGUUCAGUUCAUGAGGUCCAUGAACACAUUUCCAAAUCCAUUUGGCAGGUCAUGAACUGCUUAUUGUCUGUUGGUUCGCAAAUUAUGUAUAUUUAAAUCAAAGAUAUGACCCUGUUGGCCGCCGCAGCUGCAAUGUUGAUGAAGAGCUGAAGCCAUGGUCAUGUAUUAUGUUAAAGGACGUUUCUUACCACCACAUGUUCUUUUAGCUAAUGUGGUUCUGAACUUUAGUCAUAUGCUUACCCUAAAAGGGUAUGUACUUGUGUAAUUUCUACAUUUAUCAUUACUUCAACAAAAAACCGAAAACGAAAAAUCCAAAAAAGAACUUGGUAGGUGUUCCUUUCCUCUAUGCUUCAGAUGAUAAGGUCAGAAUGUACAGUAUCCCUUGUAUGAAGUAUUGAAGUACAUUUAAUUAGAGAAUUUUAGUAAUUAUUUCUACAGAUAAAAAUGAUAAACCAUAUUACUUCUGCUUUC